This is a messenger RNA of Lagopus muta (rock ptarmigan), 2694 nucleotides long. It is a transcript of the gene B4GALT2, whose product is annotated as beta-1,4-galactosyltransferase 2. Lineage: Eukaryota; Metazoa; Chordata; Aves; Galliformes; Phasianidae. The coding region runs from base 157 to 1278 and encodes 373 amino acids. Gene Ontology annotation, molecular function: glycosyltransferase activity. The transcript has 7 exons. Gene Ontology annotation, biological process: carbohydrate metabolic process. The record is from RefSeq and is a predicted model, not a curated record.
GCGGGCCGGCGGCCUGGGGAGGCGGCGGGGGCCGCUGACCGCGCCGGGGCCGCGGGAGGAGGAGGUGGUGGAGGCGGCAGCAGCGGCGGGGGACGGUGCGGGGCGGCCGCGGAUUGGAACCGUGGCUGGAGCUGCCUGCCUCCCUGUGCCCAGAAGAUGACCAGGUUGCUCUUGGGGGUGACCCUGGAAAGGAUUUGCAAGGCCGUGCUGCUGCUCUGCCUGCUCCACUUUGUCAUCAUCAUGAUUCUCUACUUUGACGUCUACGCGCAGCACCUGGACUUCUUCAGCCGCUUCAAUGCCAGGAACACCUCGCGCGUGCACUCCUUCUCCAACUCCUCUCGGCCCAACAGCACGGCCCCCAGCUAUGGCCCAGCUGGCGCUGAGCCCCCAUCCCCCAGCGCCAAGCCCAACACCAACCGCUCUAUCACAGAGAAGCCCUUGCAGCCCUGCCAGGAGAUGCCCUCCGGCUUAGUUGGGCGCCUGCUCAUCGAGUUCAGCUCCCCUAUGAGCAUGGAGCGAGUGCAGCGGGAGAACCCCGAUGUGAGCCUGGGUGGCAAGUACACCCCCCCAGAUUGCCUGCCCCGGCAGAAGGUGGCCAUCCUCAUCCCCUUCCGGCACCGCGAGCACCACCUCAAAUACUGGCUGCACUACCUGCACCCCAUCCUGCGCCGGCAGAAGGUGGCUUAUGGCAUCUACAUCAUCAACCAGUAUGGUGAGGACACCUUCAACCGGGCCAAGCUGCUCAACGUGGGCUUCCUGGAGGCACUCAAGGAUGACGAGGAGUACGACUGCUUCAUUUUCAGCGACGUGGAUCUCAUCCCCAUGGAUGACCGCAACCUGUACCGCUGCUAUGAGCAGCCACGGCACUUUGCUGUUGGCAUGGACAAGUUUGGGUUCAGGUUGCCCUAUGCAGGGUAUUUCGGUGGUGUCUCUGGGCUGAGCAAGUCCCAGUUCCUAAAAAUCAAUGGCUUUCCCAACGAGUACUGGGGCUGGGGAGGAGAGGACGAUGACAUCUUUAACCGGAUCUCCCUGAAUGGCAUGAAGGUGUCGAGGCCCGACAUCCGCAUCGGGAGGUAUCGCAUGAUCAAGCACGAGCGCGACAAACACAACGAGCCCAACCCGCAGAGAUUCACCAAGAUCCAGAACACCAAAAUGACCAUGAAGCGGGAUGGGAUCAGCUCACUGCAGUACCGGCUGGUGGAGGUGUCACGCCAGCCCAUGUACACCAACAUCACAGUGGAAAUUGGCAGGCCGCCCCCACGCUUGGCCCGGGGCUAGUGCUUGCCCUGCAGGCGAAGCUGCAUGGAGCUGGUGCUCUGUGCCAGGGCUGGCUGGACGCUGUGGAUGUUGCCCCAGCCCCCGGGCAAGGACUAAACGGGGAUGUUUUCUGCCUACUCUGCUGCCUUUUGGAGACGGCUGUGCCCUAGCCCACCUGUUGGUCCUGAGGAUUUCUUCAAUCUGUUGUCCCCCCCCCCUUUCCCCAUCCCUACAAGUGUGUUUCCAGAACCCCCAUACUAUGCGUGUUGGCUGAAACACCCAUCUGCCCUGCGCGCAGCUCCCAGACACAGGGAGGGGACAAUCCCAGCCCCGGUGAGGAGCCUCUUGCCCAUGCCAGCUCCUGCCUGCACCCUGGGAGGGAAGAAUGAGCCCCAAGGUAAGCCUAGCACCCAGUCCCCACCGGUGCUGCGAGAAGCGGGGUGCAGGCUUCCCCCUUCACCAGUGCUGGAGCUGGUUACUACCCUGGCUGAAGGUGUGGGGAGUUGCCCAGGCCCACACAACAGGCAGGAUCAGACACAGAUGUGGCUCGCUGUCUUCCUCUGCUUUAGUCUGGUGCUCAGGGCUGGGUCUCAGCUCUGCUAAACAGCGACCUCUGGUUAGCAAAUACCCCUCGCUGUGCCUCAGUUUCCCCGGGGCUGGCAGCCACGUCCCCUUUCCCCUCUCAGAAGGCAGAUGCUGUGUGCGUGUCCCUGUUAACCCACACGUGCACCAGCUCUCCGCUCUUUGGGCAGUAGGGUGAUGUGAAACCUCAGAGCCCCUCUUGGCCAAGGGGCUGCCCCAGAGCUCUCUCCACCCAGAUGCUGUUUGCAGGCAGUGGGGACUGGCUGGCUCUGCCCUUGCUGCUCUCCAACUUCCCCUCUCCAGCUCUGGGGCAGGGAGGAGAGGACAGGGCCAUGCGGGGCAGGUGCCCCAUCUCUCCCCAUUUCCCCUCCUUGGAGCUGGGGGCACAGCCACCCCCCUGCAGCCAGCUGGAAGAGCUGUGCAGCAGGGGCACUGGCAACUUUUGUACAUUUGAAUGUCUGACCCUUUUUUUGAGCGUACGUUGAAUGCAGCAUUCGGUCGUAGAGACCUGGGUUUUUGUAUUUAAUAAAAAUUUCAAAAGUUCACAGGAUUCCUAGUGGGAGAUCAGCAUGGGCAAGGGGUAGUUUCUGUCAGCUGGUGAGGUAGGUAUGCCAUGCGUCUGCUGCAUGUGCACCAGGCAGAACACCAGGCUGGCCGUAUGGUGCUUGCUGGGCAAGGAGGUGGAAGAGCACAGCCUGUAGCUGCAAGUCAAGGUGGGCACAGGCUCUGCAACCCUUCAGCCAGGGGCUGGGGAACGAGGUCCCCACUUUCUCCCCUCCCAACACUCACAGCUGGCCCCUCCUUGGUCAGCCCCUGGUAUCACCUGUCCUGCAGAGGGCCCUGCUACCCAUCUUG